Messenger RNA from Cannabis sativa, 772 nucleotides. RefSeq names its product ethylene-responsive transcription factor ERF096-like. Lineage: Eukaryota; Viridiplantae; Streptophyta; Magnoliopsida; Rosales; Cannabaceae. The transcript has a single exon. Gene Ontology annotation, molecular function: DNA binding; DNA-binding transcription factor activity. Gene Ontology annotation, biological process: regulation of DNA-templated transcription; ethylene-activated signaling pathway. Bases 69 to 512 code for a protein of 147 amino acids. The record is from RefSeq and is a predicted model, not a curated record.
CCAAGUCUAGUACUACACACUCUCACAUUUUUAAGCCAUGCAAAAUUUUCAUACAAAAUAUUAGUUAUAUGGAUAACAACUCCUCCUCCUCCUCCUCCUCCUCAGGGGUAAAAUAUAGAGGCGUGAGGCGGCGGCCGUGGGGGAAAUUUGCGGCGGAGAUUCGAGAUUCGACCCGACAUGGGGCUAGGGUUUGGCUUGGUACUUUUGGUACGGCUGAGGAAGCAGCAAGGGCCUAUGAUCGGGCUGCUUAUGCUAUGAGAGGCCCAUUAGCCAUUCUUAACUUCCCUCAAGAAUAUUACUCUUCUUCACAAAACAAUACUACUACCCAAUCAUCUUCUUCCACGUCAGCUUCUUCUUCAAUGCAGGUGACCACCGGUGACAGUAGCCUUAGUAGUUUUAAUAGUAGUAGAAAUAAUAACAAUACUAAUCAAGUUAUUGAAUUUGAAUAUUUGGAUGAUAAACUUCUUGAGGAACUUCUUGAUAAUUAUGAUGAUGAUAAUCACAAAAAAUAAGUGAGAUUAUAAAUAUAUAUAUAUAUAUUUAUUUCUCUUUUCUUUUUUAUUUUUUUUACAAAAGAAAAGAUUUAGUGUUUUUUUUUUUGAAUGGCAAAAUCUCAUACUUAUUUAUUUUUAUAAUAUAUACAUUGUGUUGUUAUUCUAUAACAAAUGAUAAUUAAGGUUACUUUGUUUUGAAUUUAGUGUAAAUUUGUGUGUGAGGACCAUAUUAUAGAUAUAUUUAUAUAUGAAUAUAAUGCAAGUAAGCCACUUAGCCA